CACGGCAUUCAACCUGACGGAGUGAUGCCCUCGGACAAGACCAUAGGCGGCGGUGACGAUUCCUUUAACACCUUCUUCAGCGAGACGUCUUCAGGGAAACACGUUCCUCGAGCGGUUUUUGUGGAUUUGGAACCUUCUGUCGUGGACGAGGUACGCACGGGAACGUAUCGUCAGCUGUUUCACCCCGAACAGCUGAUCACGGGCAAGGAGGACGCGGCAAAUAACUACGCCCGGGGACACUACACUAUAGGGAAGGAGCUGGUCGAUUUGGUGCCCGACAAAAUACGCAAGAUCGCCGACAUGUGCACAGGACUUCAGGGUUUUCUGAUCUUCCACUCCUUCGGCGGCGGCACAGGAUCCGGGUUCACGUCCCUGCUGAUGGAGCGCCUCUCGGUCGACUAUGGCAAGAAGAGUAAGCUCGAGUUCUCCAUCUAUCCAGCUCCUCAGGUCGCCACAGCGGUCGUGGAGCCUUAUAACUCCAUCCUGACGACCCACACGACCCUCGAGCACUCCGACUGCGCUUUCAUGGUCGACAACGAAGCCAUCUACGACAUCUGCAGGAGGAACUUGGACAUCGAACGUCCUUCCUACACGAAUCUCAACCGUCUCAUUGGCCAGAUCGUGUCUUCCAUUACGGCGUCGCUCAGGUUCGACGGUGCCUUGAAUGUUGACCUGACAGAAUUCCAGACGAAUCUCGUACCCUACCCACGCAUACACUUUCCCCUGGUGACUUACGCUCCUGUUAUAUCAGCGGAGAAAGUGUACCACGAGCAGUUGUCUGUGGCUGAGAUCACCAACGCUUGUUUUGAACCUGCUAAUCAGAUGGUGAAGUGUGACCCUCGCCACGGCAAGUACAUGGCCUGUUGCCUGCUCUUCCGCGGUGACGUGGUGCCGAAGGACGUCAACGCUGCCAUUGCUUCGAUCAAGACGAAGCGUAUGAUUCAGUUCGUGGAUUGGUGUCCUACAGGGUUUAAGGUGGGCAUCAACUACCAACCUCCAACCAUCGUGCCCGGCGGAGACCUAGCCAAGGUUUCUCGAGCCGUGUGCAUGCUCUCGAACACCACCGCCAUCGCCGAGGCCUGGGCGCGACUCGACCACAAGUUCGACCUGAUGUACGCCAAGAGGGCCUUCGUGCACUGGUACGUGGGCGAAGGGAUGGAGGAAGGCGAGUUCUCGGAGGCUCGCGAGGACCUGGCGGCUCUGGAGAAGGACUACGAGGAGGUCGGCGUCGAUUCGGCCGACGCUGACGGAGAGGUCGAAGGCAACGAGUAUUAAAGCUGUUGUUUGAUUUUUUUUUUUUUUUUUUUUGUCUUUUUUUCUGGUUAAUUUUUUUUUUUUUUUUGGGGGGGGGUUUGUUUUUUUUGUUUUUGAUUUUUUUUUGUCUUCGGUUUUGUAUUUUCUUGUCUAUUUGUUUUUUGUUUUUAUGUGUUUUUGUCUUUGUUUUUGUUUGGUUUGGUUGUUUUUCCUUCUUUGUGGAAGGUUUAAAAAAAGAUGUAAGUGUGGUUACGUUAUUUUUUCCGCCUCUUUUUGUUGUUUGUUGUUCAUUAAUAUGACAGAAGGAUCUUUUGUCAAUCCUAUUCAUGUAAGAGCGAUGGAUAAUAUUUUAUUUCACUUUUUGUUUAAUUAUUACUACUGUUAUUAUUAUUAUUGUUUCUUUUCCUCUUUUGUCUCCUCCUCGCUUUCUUUUCUACUUUCAUCUAUUUAUGUAUUUAUUGAACUUUUAUUUGACAUUGUUAUUAUCUUAUUAUUUAUUUAUUCAUUCUUUCCUAUUUAUAAAUAAGCACGUGGUUUAGUAUGGUUGCAAUUCCUGGAUCUUUUUUUACGAAAGGUGACUUGUCUAAACGUAGUCUGUAAGUUGAGGAAAAGUGCAAUUGAAAUGUGCGAUGUUUGCUGCGACUGUCCGGUUUCCUGUAAACUGAAUACAUUACCAGUGGUAUCCACGUU
Penaeus monodon (black tiger shrimp) is the source of this 1944-nucleotide messenger RNA. Its product is annotated as tubulin alpha-1 chain-like. Gene Ontology annotation, cellular component: microtubule; cytoplasm. Lineage: Eukaryota; Metazoa; Arthropoda; Malacostraca; Decapoda; Penaeidae. The record is from RefSeq and is a predicted model, not a curated record. Gene Ontology annotation, biological process: microtubule cytoskeleton organization; mitotic cell cycle. Gene Ontology annotation, molecular function: structural constituent of cytoskeleton; GTP binding.